Culex pipiens pallens (northern house mosquito) is the source of this 2098-nucleotide messenger RNA. RefSeq names its product beta-galactosidase-like. Gene Ontology annotation, molecular function: beta-galactosidase activity. The transcript is spliced from 5 exons. The record is from RefSeq and is a predicted model, not a curated record. Gene Ontology annotation, biological process: carbohydrate metabolic process. Lineage: Eukaryota; Metazoa; Arthropoda; Insecta; Diptera; Culicidae. Gene Ontology annotation, cellular component: vacuole. The coding region runs from base 162 to 2060 and encodes 632 amino acids.
UCACGCGUACAUUCCACAUGCGCAAUGUCCGCGCUCUCUCCUGUGGCCGGCAUUUCUGCUCGCGCUUUCAUUUCCAGUUUCUUGAGCCACCAGAGAGCCGGGUGUGUUUGUAGAGUUCGUUCCACGCGUUCGUAAAUUAGUUUGUAUCAAACCACUAAACCAUGAGCCAUCCUCUGUCGGAUAAAAACCGCAAGAAUGAAGAACGCUCGUUCUACAUUGACUACGACCGGGAUACCUUCGUGAUGGAUGGGAAGGACUUUCGCUAUGUUUCGGGAUCUUUUCAUUACUUCAGAGCUCUGCCCCAGACAUGGCGAUCGAAGCUGCGAACCAUGCGCGCCGGAGGGCUUAAUGCCGUCGACUUGUACGUGCAGUGGUCACUGCACAAUCCCAAGGACAAUCAGUACGUAUGGAACGGUAUUGCCAACAUCACGGACGUCAUUGAGGCCGCCAUCGAGGAAGACUUGUACGUGAUUUUGAGGCCUGGGCCUUAUAUUUGUGCGGAGAUUGAUAAUGGUGGCCUGCCAUACUGGUUAUUCAACAAAUACCCAGGAAUUCAAGUCAGAACCAGUGAUGCCAACUACAUCAAAGAAGUGAAAGUUUGGUAUGAAAAGCUUAUGUCCCAGCUGACACCCUACAUGUACGGCAACGGUGGUCCCAUCAUCAUGGUUCAGCUCGAGAAUGAGUACGGAGCAUUCGGAAAGUGUGAUAAACAAUAUCUUAACGUUCUGAAAGAGGAAACGGAAAAAUAUACCCAAGGAAAGGCCGUUCUGUUCACUGUGGACAGGCCUUACGACGAUGAAAUAGUGUGCGGACAAAUUCCCGGAGUGUUCAUCACUACCGACUUUGGACUGAUGACGGACGACGAGGUCGACACCCAUGCGGCCAAGGUUCGCUCAAUCCAGCCAAAGGGUCCUCUGGUCAAUACCGAAUUCUACACAGGUUGGUUGACGCACUGGCAAGAGAAGAACCAGCGACGUCCUGCUGGCCCGUUGGCUGCUACUUUGCGUAAGAUGCUCAAGGAUGGAUGGAAUGUUGACUUUUACAUGUACUUUGGAGGAACAAACUUUGGCUUUUGGGCUGGUGCAAACGACUGGGGUCUGGGCAAGUACAUGGCCGACAUUACCUCGUAUGACUAUGACGCUCCUAUGGACGAAGCUGGAGAUCCUUCGAUGAAGUAUACCAUCUUCAGAGAUAUCAUCGGGGAGUACAUCCCACUUCCCCCUGUUCGAGUGCCAGACCGUGCCCCAAAGAUGAAACACGAACCGGUGUUGUUGUCAAGCGUAGAAAGCAUCCUGAGCACCAGCUCCAGAAAUCUUCUCGGGACACCCACUCUUAAGUCCGAUAAAUUGCUCACCUUUGAGGAAUUGAAUCAAAAUUCUGGAUUUGUCCUCUACGAAACAACGCUGCCCAAAUUCACACGUGAUCCAAGCCUGCUGACCAUCAACGAUUUACGUGACAGAGCUCAAAUUUAUGUCGAUGAGUUUUAUCUGGGCACCCUAUCUAGAGAAAACGCAAUCAGCAGCUUACCAAUAUCGGCCGGUUGGGGUAGCAAGCUCUCUAUCCUGGUAGAAAAUCAAGGUCGCAUCAACUUCGAUGUUCUCGAUGACUACAAGGGAAUCCUCGGCAAUGUUACCAUUCAAAUCUACGACGAGCCGUACACGCAGGAGCUGUCCGAUUGGACCAUCACCGGUUAUCCGUUCGACAGCUACGACAAAUUCACGCAACUGUUUGCCACCCUAAACGAGGGAGCAGGACACGGCGUGAAUGGAAAGGGAGCCGCAAUUCACGGUCCAGUGACAUUCAAAGGGGAACUUGUCAUCGAGACGAGCGAGAUCCACGAUACCUAUUUCGACAUGACUGGUUGGGGAAAGGGUUUCAUCUUUAUCAACGGAUUCAACCUGGGAAGAUACUGGCCCGUGGCGGGUCCCCAGGUGACCAUGUACCUUCCGAAGGAGCUACUCAAGUCCGGUGCGAAUGAAAUCGUGCUUGUUGAGCUGCAGAAGGCUCCCACCGAUAAAAUGGUUCACUUUGCCGAUAGUGCCAUUUUGGAUGAAGCUUAAAUAUUGUUUAAUUUUUUAAAUAUAAAAUAAACCUAUAA